UCACCGCACGAGACAGUUCCAUCUUCGCGCGGCUAGCAGAUGAUAAUAAUGGCAAGUCGCAAGCAGUUGCCAAAUUGAAGCCACGUCCGACAGGGAAAUGCUUCCACAUUCUGUUGUCAGCUGGACUGUCUGUGUGGCACUGACAGGAACCAUUGUGACGUGUGAUCCCCAGGAAUUCACAGUUCGUGAGACGGUGUUCGGAAAGAUCAGAGGAUACGUGCACAGCGUUCUGGAGAACAACUCGACAGUCGAGCGCUUUCUGGGAAUCCCCUACGCGGCUGCCCCGACCGGCCAUCUCAGGUUCGAGAACCCCCGUGACCCGUCGCCAUGGAUGGGCGUUCUGAACACGACGGUGCUGCCCCCUGCGUGUCCACAGUCCGGCGCCCAGUGGUCGUACAUCCGCAUGCACGUGCCGGGUUUCGACCACAACGACGAGGACUGCCUCUACAUGAACAUCUACGUACCUAAGACAGGCGGCGACAACGUCAGCGACAUGGCGGUGCUGGUGCACGUGCACGGGGGAUCUAACGAGGUGGGGAUGGCGGCGAUGUUUCACGGAGACGUCCUAGCUGUGAUGGGCAACAUCAUCGUGGUUACGUUCAACUACAGACUCGGCCCGUUUGGGUUUCUAAACGGAGGAAAUUCUGAUUUUCCGGGAAACUAUGGUCUCUUUGAUCAAAGUUUUGCUUUACACUGGGUGCAGAAGAACAUUCAUUUCUUUGGCGGUGAUCCUUCCAAGGUCACAGUUGAAGGUCACAGUGCUGGUGGUGGUGACGUCGGCUUUCACAUAAUAUCACCUAAAUCAAAAGGUACAUUUCGUUACGCCAUUAUGCAAAGUGGUUCCCCCACUGCGUUCUGGGCGCUCGUCCGCCCUCCCCGGACCCUGGCGUCACCCACCGCGCGUUUCUCCUCCCAGCUCGACUGUCCUCACACCACGGACAUGGGGCGGGUCAAGCAGUGUCUGAAAACCAUUUACUGGGAGAACAUCGCCUUAGAACAGUAUCAGUUUGCUGCUGGUAUGUUCAAUCAUGCGCCGGUGAUCGACAACGUAUUUCUAAGCGACACCCCGGAAAACUUGAUACAAGAGUCCGAUCUGAACGGAGAAUCAUACAUGACAGGCCUCACUAGAGAUGAAGGGUCACUAACGGCCGAGCUGGUGGUUAACAAAAUGAACUACUUUAAGUUAACUUCGAUGUUUGCAAGAUCGUUUACUCCGCCAGCAUCUGAAGCGAAAAACAGUCGAGAGCUCAGUGAAUUAGUCGUGCACGAAUACAGUCCUUGGUCAGAUCCUACUAACAUAACGGCCAACAUCAUCGGGCUGUCGGAGAUUGUGGGCGACUCGACGUUCGUGGGCCCGGCUGUGGACGUGGCCAGUCGGUUAGCUCGCCGGAACAGAGACAUCUACUUCUACAGUUUCGAGUACCACUCGCCCUUGUCACCGCCGCCCAAAUGGCUAGGUGUGCCACACGGUCGUGAUCAGUUUUACCUGUUUGGCUGUCCGUUUUCCGGACACCCUCUGUACAACUACUCGAACGAAGAUCGGGAAGUGAGCCGUGUGUUCAUCGAAAUGUGGAGCAACUUUGUUAAAACUGGCAAACCUUCAUUUUCGUCAAUCCCUGCAGAGCCCAUUCCUCGAUUUUCCGGGGAAGAUCAACUUUAUGUGAAAAUAUCUGGGUACAACGGAAGCGCCACAGUGGCCAUUGGUUCCAGACCACGGGCUAAACAGGUGCAUUUUUGGAACUCUCUGUUACCAAGGAUACGAAUCGGCCAGAGUUCCGAUGAGCCAAUGGUCGGGACUAUAGCUUGGGUGUUUAUAGCCCUCACCGGGUUUCUUUUCGUCUUAGUCAUUGCUUUAAUAGGCUGUGUCGUUCACUAUAAGAAAAAAAGUUGUGACGUCUUAUGACCUUGAAUUGCGAUAGUACUAAAAUCAUAUGUGCCUUAUGGAAUACUGUGUUCAGCAUCGUCGUCUCAUACAGAAGGGGUGAUUCGUCCAAAGUACCGGCUGAUUUUCAACUCGUGGGAUCACAUCUUGUUUCUGCCAUGUCAUGCACUUUAUUAUGUGCAUUUUGUCUACUGUUAAGCAUGCCAAUGGUAAUCACUGUGUUAACUUCGAUGCUUGUUUGACCAUUUGCACGAUUUCACCACAACACUGCUGUUGUCUGCCCCACUAUGGUUUAUGUAAGAAUGUAUUACAAAACAUGGCGUUGUAUCUAAAAGCGGAAGUCACACGGUUAUCCAUGUUUACGACAAUAAUAUUUACGACAUAUUACCAUAAAUAGGUCUUUACUGUGCUAUUUUUUAUGAACACAGUAUUUUGUAUAUUAAAAAGUGUUAUAAGAUGGAGAUGAGACACUGUGACUUUAAAAAUCAUCCAUCAUUAAUAAAUCCCACAACAUGCGUAUCUAGUGAUUUCCGAUAUUCGGAGUAACUUGUGAACAUCAUAGGCGUCGGAGACGGGUGGUUGGGGUGGAACUCUAAAGGCAGCCUCCCCCUCCCCCACUCGUCCCAGUUGAAAGGCAAUCGAAAUAUGGAUUUGAAUGAAUAUUAUUUUUAACUAUUACAGUUCACAAGUAUAUAGGUCUCAUAAUUAUCUAUGUUUGUAGAAAUAUAGAAUAUCAGGUUAUAACGUAGCAAUCUGAUAUUUGUUUUGUCAUGCAACCACUUUCAAGUUAUAUUUUUGUAAUACGUUUCAGUCAAAAGUGGUAUAGAAACUAUUAGUUUUAUCGUGUAGAAACUACUUCCGAAAAUGGGACAAUAGCAGGUGCCCAAAAGCAUCAUGGGAUGACAUAGCCAGCCUAAAAGUUAUGUGUUUUCAAAUUUUAAAUAAGAUACUUUGACUAUAUUUCAAAGUCUGUUGUGUUACAUUACAAUUUCUGUACCUUUUUCUGUGAAAAUAAACUCAAGUUUAUGUGUGAC
Molecule: messenger RNA, 2916 nt
Organism: Gigantopelta aegis
Lineage: Eukaryota; Metazoa; Mollusca; Gastropoda; Neomphalida; Peltospiridae
Product: acetylcholinesterase-like
Exons: 11
Coding region: 98-1903 (601 amino acids)
Source: RefSeq, a predicted model, not a curated record